AGACAACCAGAAAAUUGUGGCUGAGCCAUGCCCCACAUUCCCUUCCUUUCUUCUUCUUCCCACGCUUCCUACAAAUCAUUCCUCCCUCCCACGUUUUACGUCAGCCAUGGAAAAUCCCUACACUCCUCAAUCCUACCAACAUCGUUUUCGUCUUCAUCCUCUUUGAUUCCAUUUCCCUGUGACUUCCCGAUUCCAGAUUCUGCCCCAUUUUUCUGGAUUCUUGUUUCAUUUGCGUUUCCUCUGCAGGAGAUCGCAUCUGGUUUGAUAAUGCUGUCCAUAAGGCUUCACUAUUUGCAUUUUGACAUGGAAUGAGGAUGUCUGGGUCUGCUCAGUAAGAGUGACCUGUUUCACAAGAGGGUGUAAGGUCAUAUUCCGCUGCACAGGAGUUGGGCUGCUUGGUUUUCCUGGUACAGUUGGUAAAUGAAAUUACCAAUUCAUGUGCAUCAAUGUGCUUGAAACAAGGCGUUGAUUAAAGAGGGUGAGUGAAGAAAGAAAGUUCAACUUGAAAUUUUUGAAGAACUGUGUUCUCAAAACAGAAAUGGGGUUACCGCAUAUACCUUCAGGCUGUGUUGCCGAAGAGGUGGCAUCAUCACUGGGCACUCUUGUGCAAACCCCGCCAAGAAUUGCCAACUUUAGCAGCUAUAAUUUGAAUGCAUUGCCUGGAGAAGACCUAAGUAAUUGCAUGCAUCUUGAUAAGCUCAUCACUGAGAGGAAAACAGUUACAGACCUUUCAAAGGAAUCAUGUUUUUCAAAAACGCCUAAUGAUGGUAGCUCCAACCCGCAAAAAUUGAAGCUCAACUCCAUGGAACGAAUUGGCAGGUUGUCUGCCAAGGCUGGGCAUCAGACUACACAUGUACCUGCUUCAAGGACUGUAGGUUUCCAACUAAGGGCAUUAUCUCCCUCUGUUAAUGAUUGUGGUGGAAAUGGAUAUCCCUCAACCCUUCGUAAUGUUAACAGAGACGCAAGUGAGGCUACUAAUGUCAGAAAGCGAUUAUUGUCGCCCUUGAAUGGGAUGCUUUCUGCAGACCAUUUUAAAGCAGAUCCUCUGGACAUUGACAGUGGCACAUAUAGUGCUUGUCCAAACAGUGGUGAUGACAAUUAUAAGGCUCCUGUUCUGCAAGAAUAUAAGAAGGUUCAUAUUUCGAACUCUGACUAUCUCCAGACUCCUAUAUGGUCUCAAUCUUGCUUUCUGGGUACGGCAAAUUCAUCCAGUACUGACACUGGAGAAAACCAUGUCCUACCCAUUUGUGAUCUUUCGCUUUGCAAAGAUGAGAAGCCAUGUUCUUAUAUUAAACUUGAUAGUCCUGAAGAGACAACUAACAUAAGUUCCGAAACGGCAGCAUUGUCUAUACCUCACAAAAAAGUGUCGACGCCAACUUCCUUCCCUUUAUCUCCUCUAGGUCCAAAAUUUUCUGAAAUAACGAAGUUGAGAGGAGAACGCAGGGAUGUUACAAUUAUGUUGGAUGAUGACAAUGUCAAUUUAAAGGACAUGGAACUGUCACUUGGUAGAACUCUUACAGGCCUUUUAUCUGCCCAGAAGGAGGACAACUUUAGCAUGCCAAGUAAUUUACUGCAAGAGUCUAACCAUUUGCAGCAGACGCUCAACAUGAUCACUUUUGAUGAUACCAGAGGCAUGGAAGAAUGUUCUCAUGGUGCAAGUUUUCCUCCUCGGCAUGCCAAGUUCAGAACUUUAAGUGGACUGCCUAUAAGAAGGUCCUUAGUUGGUUCAUUUGAGGAAUCCCUGUUGUCUGGUCGUUUACUCUCCGGGAAAGUUAGCCAGAGAAUUGACGGCUUUCUUGCUGUGCUGAAUUUAACUGGAGGAAACUUCUCGCCACAAUCACAGAAAAUUCCAUUUGCAGUAACAAGUGUGGAUGGAGAUAAAUACCUGUUGUAUUAUUCAUCCAUUAAUAUUUCAGGAAAGCUGAUGUCGAGUAAUUAUAGAGUAAGCAAAGUUCAGAGAACCCUUAAAAUGGAUGAAUCCCGAGCUGAGAAGAGCCGCAUACGUAUCCCUAUGAAAGGACGCAUUCAGCUGGUCCUCAGCAAUCCAGAGAAGACUCCCAUUCACACCUUCUUUUGCAAUUAUGAUUUGUGCGACAUGCCCGCUGGUACUAAGACAUUCUUGCGGCAAAAGAUCAGUUUGAUGUCAUCUGGUUUGAAUUCUACUACUGGGAAAGAAAGCCAAGGAGAUUCUGACAUAAGAGUGGGUGCUAAGUCCUCAACGAUCUCAAAUGCUAGCUGUAGAGAUAAAGAUGUUCUGAACUUAGAAUGCGGUGGAUAUGGUCGUUGCAAACAUACAAGUGAGUGCAACAAUGGAGUUCUGCUUUACGCCCUUCACCUCCGCUUCUUAUGCCCUUUGCCUAGGAAACGUUCAAGGGCAGUUCAUAAGUGCCAAUCUGAUCCUGUGUCAGCAGAAGUGAGCCAUAUUACAGACGUUGAAGAUGAAAGGCGUUUCUACUUGUAUGACGAUAUGAGGGUAGUGUUUCCUCAACGUCAUUCAGAUGAAGAUGAGGGCAAGUUACAUGUGGAAUAUCAUUUUCCUUCUAAUCCAAAAUACUUUGACGUCAGCAGCUGAAAUGACAUUGUUUUUCUCUCGAAGUGGUUAUUGUAUAUGCAGUUGUAAAUAUUUGUACAUAUCCAAUUCAUUUCCUCUCGGGCACUUGGUGGCCAAUUCCCCCAUUCAACUUGUAAAUUACACAGUUAACGUUCAUAUUGAUUCAAAAUUUUAGAUAGCAGAAUCUGUACAAGAA
Molecule: messenger RNA, 2747 nt
Organism: Prosopis cineraria
Lineage: Eukaryota; Viridiplantae; Streptophyta; Magnoliopsida; Fabales; Fabaceae
Exons: 6
Coding region: 539-2572 (677 amino acids)
Source: RefSeq, a predicted model, not a curated record